AUGCUGCAUCGAAGGACGAACAAGAAGGUCCUAAAGAUGGCGGCUUCCAUGUCUUUACGGCGACAUGUCUUAUCACUGCCGAGAAUUUUGACAGGAACCAUCUCGAACUUGAGUCCAGGAGGAUGGACUGCUUGUUCAUAUCACAGACAAUUUAAUAUUAACAGGCUCCAGUCUCAAGCAUCAUGCAGCAACCAUUUCCAUACGUCAACUGCCUUUUCAUCUGAACCCAAAAUCACAGUCACAGAGGAGCAGGACACACUCUUUCAGAAAGUGUCCGUGUUAAUCAAAGGACAUGACAAAUCUGUCUUGGACAGUUUCGAGUUCUUUGCAACAAUGGCGGCACAAGAGCUGGGCCUUACCCUUGGCAAAAUUUUUGAGCCACCAAAGGAUAUUGAAAGGCUAACACUGCUGAAGUCUGUUCACAUCUUCAAGAAACACAGAGUCCAGUAUGAGAUGAGGACACACUACAGGUGCAUAGAGCUCAAUCGUGUAACUGGCUGCUCAGCUCAGGUUUAUCUGGAGUACAUUCAACGGAAUCUUCCUGAGGGUGUUGCCAUGAAGGUCACAAAGACUGCCCUCGAAAAGAUUCCAGACCACAUACUUGAACCAAUGUGGAAUGAUACUCCUUCAGAAGACAAGCCAAGCCACUAG
Molecule: messenger RNA, 651 nt
Organism: Knipowitschia caucasica
Lineage: Eukaryota; Metazoa; Chordata; Actinopteri; Gobiiformes; Gobiidae
Source: the annotation of a GenBank genome assembly